Messenger RNA from Beta vulgaris subsp. vulgaris (sugar beet), 858 nucleotides. Its product is annotated as disease resistance protein RGA2-like. The record is from RefSeq and is a predicted model, not a curated record. The transcript has a single exon. NCBI's taxonomy places the organism in Eukaryota, Viridiplantae, Streptophyta, Magnoliopsida, Caryophyllales, Amaranthaceae. Gene Ontology annotation, biological process: defense response to fungus. Bases 1 to 858 code for a protein of 285 amino acids.
AUGGGCAAGUUGAAAUCAUGGUGGAAAGAUGAAAAUGAUGGAAGUUGUUUGCAAUCAUCAUUUUUGCGCCUUUAUGAAUUGUCCUUGACGGACUGCUGUAAGCUCACGUCAUUUCCUCCUUGUCCACGGGUGAAAAAACUACAUUUAGGCGGUCUUGAUGAAAACUUUCAGAUAGUCUCGUCCUCUGCUCAUAAGUACGAGUCACCAAUGUUGCGAAAGGUGAAUGUUUUCGAGAAUGUCAGCCAUCUCAAAUCACUACCAAUGAGUUCUGUCACAAGCCUCAGUGUAUUUUGGGAUAAUAAGGUAGAGAGAUUAUCCCAAGUUGAAGAUUCAUUCAAGAGCUGUUCUUCUUCCUUGCGCACACUCACAAUCAGAGGUUGUGAGAAUUUAAGGAGUGUGUCUCGAUCGUUGGAGUACCUCACGGCUUUAGAGUCUCUAUCAAUAAUCGAAUGUCCGAUAUUGAGAUUCGCCGAAGAGGAUGCCGAUGAAGACGACAACAAGCCUUGGAGAUUUCUUCAUCGAAGCCUCCGUUCGAUAGAAUUAUGGGCAGUUGAUAGCAUGGAGAUACUACCCCAGGGGAUGCAGUACUUGACCAACCUACAAUCUUUAACAAUUGAAAAUUGUUGGAAUUUCGAAACGUUACCAGAAUGGAUAAGUUGCUUAUCAUCUCUUAAUACUCUUCGAGUUAAGUGUUGUCGUCAAUUUCAAUCACUACCAGAAGCAAUGCGAGAUCUUACCUCCCUCAAGGUACUUGAUUUGAGUUAUUGCAAAGAAAGCUUGAAAGAACGAUGCCAAAGCCCGAAUGGAGAAUACUGGCCAAAAAUUCAACAUAUUCCCUCCAUAGAUACUUCUACAUAA